Betta splendens (Siamese fighting fish) is the source of this 5021-nucleotide messenger RNA. RefSeq names its product mirror-image polydactyly 1 (gene mipol1). The transcript has 12 exons. Bases 322 to 1452 code for a protein of 376 amino acids. The record is from RefSeq and is a predicted model, not a curated record. NCBI's taxonomy places the organism in Eukaryota, Metazoa, Chordata, Actinopteri, Anabantiformes, Osphronemidae.
ACAGGAACGAGUCAGCGAAAAUCUGCUCUAUCUGUAGGUGGCGGUAAUGCGCAAUUUACAGACCGCAAACUGCCAACAGGAAGAAGAGGAAGAAGAAAAACAGCUAGGAACAGACUCCGUUGACGUUUGUUUGGCACAAAACUUUUAUCAGUCGUCAGCUCAGAAUGUGUUGAAAUCACCGAGAGCCGAGCAUUUCAGCGGGAUUUCCUUCGAAUAACAUCGGGUCUGUUCAGCGGGAGUCGAGGAUCUAGUUCAGAGUGUGCAGAGACCAGUCUGUCAACAUGGAUACCCAGCAAGGAGCUCAGGGAAUCUCUAGUGGACAUGUACAAAGCUAACCCUCGAGUGAAUGUGGAGUUGAGAAAACGUCUGCCUUCUCCUUCAAGGCAACCACUCGCCAACACUGACAGGUGUGUUUCAGCAGUCUUGCCGCUUUCCCAGAGAAAGUCGCCUGUCUCACAUCUCUGCCACAGGGACCCUCAGGAGAGUGCAGGGGAAAUGGAGGUAGACCUUUCUCCCAGCAGAGGCUCUUCUCCUGAGGCAAACAGCUGUGGAGUAUCUGGACAUCCUGAUAGCCCAGACAUCAGAAAACACUUGGUCACCACAGAGGACAGCUUUCAUCCAGAAAUCGAAAGCAGUCUGCUUCAGAGUUUUGAUCCAGACAAAAAUGUCUCUCUCCUCCUAAAUGAGGUCGAUGCUCUGAGAGGUAUCAACAAGAAGCUGCAGGAGCAGCUGAUUCAGAAGGAGUGUGAGCUUCAGAGAAGGGUGGUGGAGGAGGAACUGAGGAGGGAGCAGAGGGAGGCCCAGGCCUGGGAGAGACCCACAGUGGUACUGGAAGAACUACUGGCUGCUCAAAAGGACCGGGACCAAGCUCUGAUGUCACGUCUUCUGUUGGCUAAUGAGGAGCGAGAUGAGGUUCUGCUCCAAGCACGUAGGCUGCAGCAGGCUACCAAGUACGUUACAAGGUUGGAGAAUUUGGACCUGGACUCUGACCUGGAUGUGGAUGAGCUCCUUCAGCGUAUUUGCAACACUAACUGUGUUCAGGAAAUUGAACAGUGUGGGUUGGCUUUGGUCCAGCAUGUGCACUUGACUCGUCAACGACGAAAUGAAAUCACUGCUGAGGAGAUGAAGGCCGUCAUGAAGGAGAGGGAUGGUUCUGUUGCAAAGUACAAGCAUCUGGUGCAGGAUCUGCUUCAGGAGCAAGAACAACGAACAACAAAGUUGCCCACGCUUCAGAGAGAGAGCGACAGAGCUUUGGAGGACAAGCAGCAUCUGGAGGCAGAGUUGCGGCUUCUACAAGUCAACCACAGGGUUCAUCACUGUUCCGAGUGCUUCUUGGUGGAUGAUACGGUGUAUUGCCUCACCUCCGCUCUCCUGCAACUUGGCGCUCCAUCUAUUAUAUCUCCACACAGCUUGUCCCAUUCAGCUAUGGCAAAAUUUUUCUUCUCUUUGUAGAGGAUCUGCCCUGAUCAACUCAGUAGCUCCACCUAGAGUUAAAACCAAAAAAUGCAAUACCGGCAGGUUUCACAUGUGGGCCAUAUUCUUGUAUAUUUUUGAAAUUUGCUGCAGGCCAAUUAAAAAUGCAUUGUGGGCCACAGUUUGGACACUGUUGUAAUAGACUGAGAUAGAAAACAGAGAAAUGGGUCCUGCUGUUUUGUGCAUUAUAAACGUUCAAACUUUAAGAACUAGGGAUUGCAUCUUGAAAUAUCUGGAUUAAACUAAUAUAAAAAUAUUUAAUUGCAUGUAUAUUGACAGUAAAUUUCAGUUGUCUCAUUUAUAUAAGGCCAAAUCACAAAAAAGUCAUCUCAAGGGACAAUAGGUUUAAGGCCUUACCUUUAAAAUAUGUAUAAACCCACCAAAUCCAACUUGAGCAAGUUUUUUUUUAUUUCAAAGAUUAAUAAAUACAUUUUUCAAGUAAUAUUUUUAUCAUUAAGUUGUGUUAAUUAUUUGGCCUGGUUGACGGUUAACUGUGGUUUUGGUUACGCAGCAGUGCAGAAUUCCAUGUGUCGGAUCCCCCAGAGAUCUGUUUACCGAUUCAACCUGUUUGCUAUAGUACAUCAAGCAGAGCGGCACUGACCUAAAAGCUGUAACGCAGAGACACCAGACGUAAAUGAGUGUUAGUUUACCAAAGUCACAGUUUCCAGUUAACUAUUCGGAAAAAAACUUACUGGGCCCGGUAAACACAUUCUCUUUGUAUUCUCAGUUUUAUGCCUCACUUCAACCAGCUUUCUCCAUCUCCUAUGCUCCUGACUAUUUUCUUUCAGCAGCCCUUAGGACCCCAGGGCCCGUAUGUUAUGAUUUAGCUGGAGGCACUUUUGGUUCAGUCCUGUAUAUGCUGUGAUGUCGUUUCCUGUUUGUUUCCUAUUUUGUGUAUUUAGGUUUACCUGUGUUUAGUUUUUAAGUGCUAUGUUUAGUUCUUUGUUGUUCUUUGGUUCUUGUCAUCUUGUGUGAAGGUUUGUUUGCCUUGGGUGUGUGUGAUUGUUUUGUGGUUGUUAUGCAUUUAGUGUUUCAGUUACUAUUACCUUUUGGCCGGCAUUAGCAGUUUUUAGUUACUGUAACUUACAGUACCUUUUGUUUUUAUUAAAUUAUAUCAGUUCACUUUCUUGUUUAGGUUUAUGUUCUCCCUCUAGUUUGGUUAAGUUACACAUUUCCCAUUAAGGGUUUUCUGUGGGCCUUAGCAGCCCGCUCACAGUGAGAGCAGCCUAGUUCUCUGUUUGCCAACCCUAUCGCGUAACAUAUAGAAUGCUUACUUUCCCAUUGGUGAAGCAGCUUGAAGACUUGAUUGCCUCUUUAUAACCAGUCGCUGCACAUAAUGCAGAGCGGACUUGGUGCAUAGGAACAACCUGUAAUAAGUCUAUGUUUCAGAUGGACUCCUGGUAUUGUCUGUUAAAUGCAGCUUUCUCUUUAUUUGUAGUCAUUUGCGCUUCUUCUGUCUCACUGGCUCUUUUAGGCUGCACAAACGCUUCUUUGUGUGUUUGUGUGUAGUUUGGGGGUUUUAAUUUAGUGGUAAUGGGUUUCGUGUUACUGCCUGGAGCAGUUCGUUUAAGAAGGUAACGGUUGUAAGUAAGACAUGUGACUGAGACAAGCAUCUUAACAUCCGUCAAGAUUUCUAUAAUUUUCUAAAUGAAACACACAAUCACACAGAAUUACACAAUAAAUAUAACAGAAAUAGUGUGAGAUUUCUUUUGCGGCCUGGUACCAAUUAACCCACGGAUUGGGGGUUGGGGUUCACUGUGUUAAUAAACAAUACAUUUAUUUUUAUUUAUCAGAAACAUUUGGUUAAUGAUGACCCAUACCCAAAAUACCAACCUCAUUAGGGGCGUUUGGAGUAAAAACUAUCAUGUGAAUCAUUUGUGAAUCAUUCGCUGUGGCGACCCCCGACGGGAUAAAGCCGAAAGGAGUUACCUAUUUGGUGACAUCAUGUAAAAGGAACCUUGUGUGAACAGCCAACAUGUUCAUGCCAGUGUCCCCCCAUCCUUCCCAAACCCUCGACCACCAACCUGCAGGCAGAACCACACAAAGCCUAAUAAACUUAACUUCAUUCAGUGUCAUUUCUACACACACACGCACGCACGCACGCACGCACACACACGUCCCACCCUUUAUAUCAUUGAUUCUCUCACUCUCUCCCUCUGCUUUGAUGCCCCCACUUAUUUUCUGUGAAUCUGUGUGCUGGGGGGUGUCUUUGCUCUUUUCGAUGGUUGAGCACAAUUGUGUUAUUGGAGAUAAUUAAUUCCAAUCCCCAUCAAAAGGCAUUAGUGGCCCCGGGCCCCUGUUCAGGGGAAUGAAAGGCGAGGGGAAGAAAGAACCGAGGUUCUCUGUAUUAUACCAGACAUUUUGGUCCAUAAGGCGUGAGUGGAGAGAAAAGGGACCAAAGGCUUUAGUGAAAUGGUGCUGGGGGCUGCGGGGAUGCCGCCACCAUCGCUGCCACCAGAGGCCCCCUGAGCGGCCCUGGCUUGAACAUAUGGCCAGAAUUAUAGCAGCAAAGUGGGUGGCAGCAGAACCAACGUUCUGUUUUCAACACUUUAUAAAUGUAAUGUUUCCUUUGACCAGAUAUUUAAUUCUGAGUAUUUUAGAAAUCAAUCUUUGUCAGAUAAGAAUAUAUAUUUAUAUGUAAGUAAUAUAAUGCAAUAUAAAUCCUUCCUUUAAAUUUCAGUACUAAUAAACAGUAAAACUACUGCACGAACCAGACCGGAAAGGCCUGUUUUCAGAAACACUCAAUUUCAUCCUUUUUUCUUCACAUAUAUUAUGUUCUUUUAAAAUUUAAGAUCUGUGUGAAUAAUGCACUAAAAUGUAGACUAGGUAGGAAAGACUCUUCUACUCUGUAUUUAAGACUUUUAUUCGCAUGAAAAAAAGAAAGUAAAAAAAGUAAAUUUAAUAAUAAAAGAAUUAUUAUUAAAGUAAAGCAAAGUAAACUAUUGUUAUCUCAUUUAACUGAGCAAAGUACUGAGUUGCUUUGUUCCUCUAAAAAUAUGUAAUUGUGUAGUGUAAAUAUUUCAAUCCAGCCUUGUGAUACAGGUCCUAUUUAUUAACCAUUAAUUAUUGAUCAAUAGCUAAUUAAUCAGAAUUGAAUUCGUUGCAAACUGUGAAAAACUGUCUGACAUCAUUAAAAACAACGGAAACAGCCACACAUGGAAAAUGUACCAUUUUUAAAUUUUUUUGUUGCAGCAAAGAAAUCGCCUAAUUAAAACUAAUCAAAAGACGAAAAAGCAGCUGGACACGAGUCAGGACGGUGAAGUUCUGACAAGACUGAAGACAGACAGACAGACAGAACCACUGCUUGAAUUUGAAACGUUUUGACGGAGCCAUUAAUUGUUCUGCUUUUAACCAAUUUUAACCAGUGAUUAACAAGUGACGUCAUGGGGUAUAACUAGAUAAGUCUAACUUCUUUCUACACCGUUUGAGCAAGUACUAGAUAAAUUGAAAGCUGAUUAGCAUUUUCUUGUAUUUGUGUGAAAUUAUGUGUUGGUAAAUCAGCUACUUCUACUGUUUCGAAGAGUAAAUAAAGAAAUUAAUUAAUUUUG